AUGGAGUUGCUUUAUGCUGCACAUGUUGUGAUCAAGAAUAAUCUGGAUAGUUUACUAAUUGAAGUCGCUCCUGAUUUGAUGAAAGGUGCAAAAAUCAUCAAUAUGUUAUCGUCAAAUAAUAAUGGUAAUCAAUGGAACAAAUUUGGGAAAAAGAUUCUUGAAAAUAAUAUCAAGAAUUACAAAGAAAAGACCCGAUCAUCUGAACGAUUAUUACGUGUACAUAGAUCCAAUGAUGAACAAUUUCAAAACAUUAGUUCUCUUCGUAAACCCUGUGAUAAAUUUCAAUGGAAUGUCGUUGAUGAGAAUUCGACUGUUUUAAUAUUGACUGUGAAGUUGAAUUUCAACAGAUCUAUUUGUUCAUUGAGUAAUAUCAACGUGAAAGUAGCAUAUGCACAUUUGUGUCAAUAUUUACUUGAUCGUUGUGUGAAUAAUAUCAAAUGUGGUAAACAUGGACGUUGUAUUAAUAGUCAAACAGAUUUUAAAUGUUUAUGUUCAUUUCCAUACAAUGGAACUUAUUGUGAUUCAGUUUCACUCAAAAACAUUCAACUCUUGAUUGCUAUUCCAAUUGUUAUUCUUGCGCCUAUACUACUUAGUGAACCCAUUCGAAAUUUACUCUGGAAAGUUAUUAAGCGAUUGACACCAUCGAACACUAAUGGAAAAAAUGAGAAAAUUAAUCAGCAAUUUGAAGGUGUGACCAAUGGUAUUCGACAAGCAACAUUCUUCGAAUUAGAACCAGAUGAAAAGCGUACUCGUUCAAUUUUCGUUUCUAUAGUGUCACUGGUUUUCUUUUUGAUACUUAUCGGUAAUCCAGUCGUUCGUUAUCUCCUAAUAUCUUCGACAAAUCAUACAAAUGUAUCAACACUCGAUUCUGUCACCAAUGAUAAUAUUUAUAUGAACAAUCAAUAUGAACGAAAUACUAUUUUUCGAUUAGAUAAUAUAAUUUUCUUUAUUUUUUCCAUUGGAAUAAGUGUUAUUCUGAUCAUUUUCAACAAAAAACCUCAAAGUGAUGACAAACAUCAUUCGAGAAUCAUCGAACCGAUCAAACCAUUUUAUAUAACUGAUCGGUACAAAACAGUGGUCAUUGUUUCAAUUCAAAUGUUUGAAAUCUUAGAAGUUCUUGAUGAGACACGAAUCGCUGUUCAAAAUGCAUUAGAAUCCGGUGUAUUUGUCAAAAUCUUUAUACGCAUGGUAUUUAUUCUUAUUAACACCAUUGUUGUUUGUACAUAUACAAUUGCAUAUGUCUUUCUCAUUCAUCUUACAUUUAAUCUGAUAUUUUUUUAUACAACAGAUAGAACAAUCUAUAUGAUCUAUCUCAUACAAUUAGUAGAACGUAUAUUAAAUAUCAAAAUUGAAGAACAAUCAUUUCAAACAGAAGUAAUAAUCAGUGCGAUGAUAACGACGGUUAUUUAUGGACUUCAAUUAUUGCACAGCAUCCAAAAUUAUAAAGAUCGUGUCAGAACUUUGUAUGGUACAGAUUUUGAUAAUUCCGAGAUAGUUUUUCUUUGUGAAAAGCGUGAAAUUAUUCCCAGAAGUGUUCAAUAUCCAGCUUUUAUUUUAAGAUAUUUACUUGGCGGUUAUAUUAUUUGUUUUCAUUCGUUUUUAUUCACUAUAGUUGGAGGAAAAGCGAUAGUCACACAUAUAUCUUCAUUCAAAUGGAUACUUAUUUCUAUUGCUUCAAUUAUUUGUGUAUAUGGUUUACACAAGAUAAUCAAUUUUCUAAUUAAUAGACUUUUUAACAGUUAUCGAUUACAAGUUCAAACUAAUGUUGUUUCUUCUUCACAAGAUCAGGGCAACGUUGAUUCUACUUCACAAAUUGAAAUCGGCCCUAGUUUUUCUCCACCAAAUCAGAUUACUGCCGAUUCUGAUUUCCCACGUCAGACUACUACUGGUCCUGCUUUACAAGAUGAGACCAGUGUUGUUUCUCCUUUACAACGUCAAACUUCUUUUAUUGGUAUUAUCUCAUCUGUAUUUCGUUUAUUGACAAGUUUUUAUGCAAAUAUUUUAUUUUUACCUCGAAUUGAUUACAGUUGUUUUCCUCCACCAUUACAAACAUUCGAUUCAGCACAUAAAGCAUUUGAAUGUUUUAUCCGCUGGGAACUUCUUUACACAUAUCCUUUGAUACUCGAAUUUUCCCAUUCUGCUCAACCGGUAAACACCACUCAAGAUGGACCAGUAACUCGUGAAACCACCACUACGGAAUCACCGAGCGAUGAAAAUCACAUCAAUGCACCACAAAGUUAUGAGAGGAGAGCAUCUGCGACUGAGUCGUCACUUGAUGAACCACAGCAAGCCAAUGAUUUGCCCGAGUCUAGUACCUAA
Molecule: messenger RNA, 2319 nt
Organism: Rotaria sordida
Lineage: Eukaryota; Metazoa; Rotifera; Eurotatoria; Philodinida; Philodinidae
Source: the annotation of a GenBank genome assembly